Thermothielavioides terrestris NRRL 8126 is the source of this 1300-nucleotide messenger RNA. RefSeq lists its product as uncharacterized. NCBI's taxonomy places the organism in Eukaryota, Fungi, Ascomycota, Sordariomycetes, Sordariales, Chaetomiaceae. Gene Ontology annotation, cellular component: membrane. Gene Ontology annotation, biological process: vesicle-mediated transport. The transcript is spliced from 5 exons. Bases 457 to 1107 code for a protein of 216 amino acids. The record is from RefSeq and is a predicted model, not a curated record.
GACAAUCCCAUCCGAAGGCACCGACGCGGAGCAACUUUCCCACAGCCCAAACAGCGCCCACAAGUAGCGCCCCCGUUUGCGGCAGCAUCGGCGAGUUUGCGCACUUUGCCUUUCGCGUUUCCCCCAGCUACGGGGACGAGUUUUCGCUGCCAUUUUCGAGUCGGACCUGCAAGCGAAAACGGGAUAGAAGCCAGAGUGCCUUAAAACACGGGGCGGAAUCCAAGAAAUAGACCUCCAGCAACAACACCCCGAAUCAUUCUGGACUCAGUGAGGGGCCAUCCUCGUUCCCAAACCUGUGGUCACCGGGACCCGUGCCAGCCCUGCCAACUCCCCACGCUUCUUGCCACCCGCAGUUUGCCCGACAGCAACGUCCAAAGUACCGGACGCCAUUCGCGUGUCUCUUCCCUCCCCAGCCUCGCCGAUCGCGGUAUCAAGAGCGACGAGGGUCGGUGAGCCAUGGCUUCGGCAUCGUUUCGUGAGUCAAUCAACUCGCUAGGCUGGUCGCGCCGUGAUGCGGACCUGCCGGUAAACACAUCGCGGCAAGGCGGUUUUCUGUCAUCGCUGCAGUCUCUCAACCCCUUUGCCGACCGUGGCUAUGUCCGACUGCCGACCACUGAAGGCGCGGGGGCCCCUUUACCGGCGCCUAGCCGCCGCGAGGAGGAUGACGCGUGGUUUGCCUUGAGUCGGUGGGAUCGUCUGCUGAUUUUUGGUGCCUGCAACCUCGGGGCGCUUGCCUGCUUUGUUAUCUGCUUCGCCCUCUUCCCACUCAUAUCUCUGGGAAGGCCGCGCAAGCUAGUCGUCUUAUGGACCCUGGGUUCGAUCCUCUUCCUCUCCUCCUCUGCUGCCAUCAUGGGCCCAUUGGCAUACUUACAGCACCUCGUCUCGACGCCACGGCUGCCGUUCACAGCAGCCUACUUCGGGUCUCUCGGACUGACCUUAUACUUUUCCAUCGGCUUACAAAACACCUUCCUUACCCUGCUCGCAGGGCUUAUCCAACUGGCCUCCCUAGUGUGGUAUCUCGUGAGCUACUUCCCCAUGGGCUCCAGCGGAUUGCGCCUAGUAAGCAGCUUUGGGGCCCGCAGGGCCGCCGCCUGGAUGACCAGCUAGCAAGCUAGCACCAGGCGCCAAGCGCCCGGAUGGCCUCCGACCCUACGAAGAGUAGCCGAUGUGGUUAUGACCGUCAGUGUAUGUACGUACUGUACUUGUCCGCCCCGUGAAAUAGUCUUUUUCUUUUUUGAGCUGCACCAUCCCAUGUAUCUAAGGCUCUGGCGUGGUUUCGAAGAACGUCGAUGGUCGCCCG